AUGGAAUCGAUCGCGCAUCGACGCGCGGCGCUCGACCGAGCGACGACCGCGGCGUCGCGCGCGGGCGAUCGAUGGGUGGUAAAUUCACGUCGCGGUCGGAGGAGGGGUGAGGCGCGCUCGUGCGUCGCGCGCGCGACGAAUCGUCCGAGCGAUGGUGAUGCGGUUGGCGAUGCGUCGACGCGGGCGAGCGAGUCGAAAUCAUCAACCGUCGACGACGCCGCGACGGCGCCGGCGUGGCGACGCGCGAACUCGCGAGCGAAUCAGAAACCUAUUUGGGAGACGGACAUCGAGGCCGAGUUCGAGCGCGUGGAGCGGUUGAAGAGGGAGCGAGAGGAGUCGAGGCGGGCGAACGCGAGCGGGGGGGUCGGCCUGAGCCGAGCGCGCAUGUUGGACGACAUGUCGUUGGAUCUCAGCGCGGCGUUGCGGUCGAAGAAACGUGAGGGGGAGGAGGCGGAGGUGAAGGAGCCAAAGGCGCUGACGGAUGGGACGCCGUCCAUGUUUACGUCGUCCACGGUGAAUCCGGCGUUGAAGUACGUCGAUAAGGAUGGACGGGUCAAGGGCGAGCCCACGGCGUUGGAUCUGGCGACGACGAACAAGGCGGCCAGUAAGUAUAACUUGGCUGGGUGGAACUACGCCCCGACGCGGGCGGAAAAGGGUCGGUGGCAGAGAGAGUGGGAGAAGGCGGAGCGCGCCAAGGCGGCGCGCACUCCGGGAUAUCGACCGGCGAGCAGUCUGUCGAUUAAAUCAAAGAUCAAGGACGCGACCUUCAUGCCGGUGAAAGCGUUCGCAGAUUUGACGGAUGAAGAGAAAGCUGCGCGCCGCGCCGCGGAUGCGGCCAAGUACGCGAAGAUCAAGGAGGAUUUAUUGCUCACGACGGCGGGCAUGGCGGGGAGCGGAGCCAUCGCGGCGUUCGCCGUCGGCGGUAACAACAUGGGUUAUUCCUGGCUUCUCGGCGCUGCGGGGGCGAUUUUAUACGUUAGACUUCUCAGCGGCAAGGCGGAGAGCGAACAAGCGGGUCAGGGUGGGCCGCCGUCCAUCUUAGUGCCGGUCAUCCUCUUCAUGGCUCUCAACCGAUGGAACGCCUUCUUCUCCGCCGACGUCGGGGUCACGCUGACACCGAUCCCGAUGCUCCUCGCGUUCUUCACGUACAAGCCAGCGAGUAUUUUACAAGCGCUCAAGGACGUCAUCGAAAAUCCCGAAGACGCCGAGACCGAGGCGUGA
Molecule: messenger RNA, 1221 nt
Organism: Ostreococcus tauri
Lineage: Eukaryota; Viridiplantae; Chlorophyta; Mamiellophyceae; Mamiellales; Bathycoccaceae
Product: unnamed product
Exons: 1
Coding region: 1-1221 (406 amino acids)
Source: RefSeq, a predicted model, not a curated record